AAAUCAAAACACCGAAACCAUUAAUCCAAAAGUCUCUCAUUUUCUCUCUCUUCCCCAAUUCUUUAUCUCACUUCCAACUUUCAAUUCACUCAAAUUUCACUUUACAUCUUCACACAUUUUGCUUUCGCGCUCCCAAAGGUUGCACUCUAUCUAUUUCCUCCUUCAUCAUCUCGGUAUGUAUUGGUGUUUGCAUUGAUAACUAAGGUUUGUUUUUAUUAGUUCAAAUUGUACAUCGCUUAAUUUAUUUUGUUUUUGAUUCAUAUGAAAUAUUGGACAUAGUUUGUUGUAUUCUAUGGUAUCUGUGAUGGAAAACGACUUUGAAUUGGAAAGAAACGUUAUUUCGUCUUCUGAAGUUUCUAAAGUUUCGAAUAAUGGGCAUACUGCUAAAGAUGAGAGGGUAGACGAUUUAGGUAUAAAAGGGAAAAUUAGGGUUUCUUCUAGGGAAGAUUUAGAUGUUGGGAAAAUUGAAUUUGAUGAAACUAGGGUUUUUCGGGGGAUGAAAAUGGAGAUGAAUGAAGCUAGGGUUUUGGGUGGGGGUUCUGAUUACAUUCAGGAAAUUGGGAAUUUCGGGAAUGUUAAGGGUGAGGAGGCAAUUAGGGUUUUGUUGGAAAAUGAUGAGGGAAAAAAUGAGGUGAAGGUUAAAGAAGAUGAGGCCGUUAGGAACAAUAUGGGGUAUGGUGGUCAAGGGGAUGGAGAUACUAGUGAUGCUAGAAUGAGGUGGAAGGGUGUUUGGGAAGAGGAGAAUAAGAUGGAUGUGAAUGAUGUGGAUGAUGAAAUGAGAGUUGGAACUUUGAAGAUUAUAGAUGACAGGUUUGAAAUUGGUGACAUGGUAUGGGGUAAGGUGAAAUCGCAUCCAUGGUGGCCGGGGCAUCUGUUUGAUGAAGCUUUGGCUAACUCUUCAGUUCGAAGAACGAGGAGGCAUGGGCAUAUGUUGGUUGCGUUUUUCGGUGAUAGCAGUUAUGGGUGGUUUGAUCCCACAGAACUUGUUCCAUAUGACCCACACUAUGCUGAGAAAGCACAGCAGACUACUUCAAAGAAUUUUGUUAGGGCUGUAGAGGACUCUAUAGAUGAGGUAAGUCGGAGGAGUGCUCUUGGUUUAAGUUGUUACUGCCGGAAUCCAUCCAACUUCCGCCCUGCAAAUGUGUAUGGUUAUGUUGCUGUUGAUGUUGUGGAUUACGAACCUGGUGCUAUUUAUUCAGUGAGCCAAAUUCAGAAGGCAAGAGAUAGCUUCCAGCCUAAGGACACCCUUUCAUUCAUACAGCAGUUGGCCGUGGCUCCAAUGAAUGGCGAAAUUAAGAACCUUGAUUUUAUUAAAUACAAAGCUAUCACCCUUGCUUAUCGCAGAUCCAAAUUCGAAGAGUUUGAUGAGACGUAUGCUCAAGCUUUUACUUCCCAUUCACCUGGAUUACCUGAAAAAGGACCUUCUCGAGCUCCUUUAAGUGGCCCGUUAGUCAUGGCGGAUACUCUUGGUCGAAAGAGCACUAAAGUUACAAAAACCAAGGAGCAGUCUAAAAAGGAUAGAUACCUUUUUAAGCGCAGAGAUGAACUAGGUGACUUGAAGACAACGACAAUCACUCCAAGUCAUGCAAGCUCCUCUUCAUCUUCUGCAUUGGAGGAUAGAACAUCUGAUACAGCUACAGCUGCCUAUGUGUUCCAGAAAAGAGGUUCAGAUGUCCUCAAUGAUGGGCUGGGUGAAACGUCUACAAUGGAUCAGGUGGCAAAUUCUGCUCGUGCUGGAACAACAAAAAACGCACCAACUGCAGGUCUUGAUGUGAUGGUGCCUUCUGGAUCACAAGAAUUGGCGUCUAGUGUUGUCACAGACAAUGUGCACGAGAAGAUUCCAGAGAAAGAAAUUGGCAGCCGUACGAAAAUUGACUCUGGCCAUCUUAGCGUAAAAGAUAGCUUGAUGAAGAAGAAAAAGAAGGCUGCUAAACGCCCUAUAGGAGAACAGGGCUAUGAGAAAUCUGUCCGUUCAGAGAAGAAGCUGAAGAAAAUAAAGAAGAAAGAUGGUCAAAGGAGCAUAGAGCUUGGGGAGAGAGAUUCUGUUGUGUCUGGUGGGGUGGUUAAACCUGCAGGAAUGCCUACUGAGUUUCCUGUUUCGUUUAGAGUGGAGUCUCGAGUAAGCCAGUGGAAAAAGGAGUAUGAAGCAACCAACUCUUGUCCACCAGUGGGGUUGCCAUCAUUGGACAGCGAGUCUGAUUUGUCACAGAUAUUGGCUGAUUUGCGAGGUCUUGCUCAGAAUCCUGUCCAUGGUAUAGAAAGGAAUAGACCUGCAAUUGUACGGCAGUAUUUCCUGAAAUUUCGGUCCCUCGUUUAUCUGAAGAGCUCCAGUGUUCCAACCCCUAUCGAAUCUGUACCUAAUGAGGCUCAUGCCAUCAAAUCUUCUGAACCUGUGGACAAAACUAUGGAGAGCAGUAAAGGUGUAUCUUCUUUAAAACUGCAGAGGCUCUCAGCUAAACAAGAGGAUCCUGCAAAAGCGCAGAAGAGGAUCCCUUCAGAGCGUCAGGAGGAAAAAGCUGCAAAAAGGGCCAAGAAAAUAAGUGAAGUAAAAUCUUUGAGUGCUGAAAAGAAGGGCCUACUGAAAAACCCAGAAGUUCAACAGCAGGCGGUGGCAAAAGUCAAGGUGGCUGGGGCACCUAGCUCUCAUCCAAAACCUAUGAAGACAGAGCAGGGUGAGAAGAAAAUGGAUCGUCCACCUAGGGUCGAGGAGCCCACGCUUCUGAUUAUGAAGUACAGCAAAGGUGCCUCUCUCCCUUCCAUGACAGAGCUGAAGGCAAGAUUUGCUCGAUUCGGCCAAAUUGACUUAAAGCAAUGUCGGGUCUUCUACUCAACAAACACCUGCAGAGUUGCAUUCCUUUAUAAACAAGAUGCAAAUGUUGCUUAUCGCUAUGCCAUGGGAAGCAAAUCUGUAUUUUCAAAUGUGAAGUUUCUGUUGAAGCCGUUGGAAUCUCAACAGGCCAACAGCAGCAAAGUAGAAGACGCCCCAAGUGAAUCUUCAGUAAAUCCGAUUUACUCAGCAGCAGAAUCAAGACCUAUGGCCCCAACUCCAAUGCCACAGCAGUCUGUGCCACAGUUGAAGUCCUGCUUGAAGAAGCCCUCUGGAGGUGAUGAUAUUGGAGGCACUGCAAGAGCAGCCCGGGUCAGAUUUAAUUUGGUUGACGUUAAAGAUAGUAAUGAUAUUAGAGGAGGUCUUCAAGGCCAAAAGUUGGAGUCUAGGAAUUCAAUGUUGUCGUCUUAUGAAGGUCCAUCAUCUUCCCCGUCUUCAUCUGUUGCUAUGCAUAUUAGUUACAAUCAAAGGUUAAAUGUUUCUUCACAUCCAUUGCAACCCCCUCUCCUUCCCCUCUUGCCCCAGUUUAUUAGUGCUCAUGUUAAUCCCAUGGUAAUUACUCCACUACCGUUGCCAGAAAAUCAAGCCCCGCCACAGCCUACCCGAGACAUCUCACAUCAUAUGAUGACCCUUUUGACAAGGUGCCACGAUGUGGUAACCAAUAUUAAGAAGGCAUUAGGGUAUAUGCCCUACCAUGCUCUUUGAGGGAAUGACAAUGGUGAACACACGCUCUGAGAAAUAAAUCGGACAAACCCAAUUAUCAAGUCGCCUGAACAAUGAAGUCUCGGCUAGUGUUUUCAUGCCCAAAUGAGUGCAAUGAUGCGGCCCAGUAAAACCUAGUUUAUACAAGAGAAAAGGAGUUGAAAAUGGUACAAAUCAUUGUACAAAAAUGUUGGUUCGGUGAUUAGGAGAGGGAGGGCGGAAGGGUUAGGCGGUCAUCAAAGGGCAAUUGUGCUUAGUUAAAUUGUAUUUGGAGGGCUUUAUAGUUUAUGUAGCUCUUAAAACGGGAACCUAUAACGUGCA
Amaranthus tricolor (Joseph's coat) is the source of this 3850-nucleotide messenger RNA. Its product is annotated as PWWP domain-containing protein 1-like. The coding region runs from base 293 to 3532 and encodes 1079 amino acids. NCBI's taxonomy places the organism in Eukaryota, Viridiplantae, Streptophyta, Magnoliopsida, Caryophyllales, Amaranthaceae. The record is from RefSeq and is a predicted model, not a curated record. The transcript has 3 exons.